This is a messenger RNA of Gallus gallus (chicken), 6955 nucleotides long. RefSeq names its product interleukin 1 receptor accessory protein like 2 (gene IL1RAPL2). Gene Ontology annotation, biological process: signal transduction. NCBI's taxonomy places the organism in Eukaryota, Metazoa, Chordata, Aves, Galliformes, Phasianidae. The record is from RefSeq and is a predicted model, not a curated record. The transcript is spliced from 10 exons. The coding region runs from base 1046 to 2983 and encodes 645 amino acids.
UUUUUUUUUUUUUUUUUUUUUUUGGCUUCAGUCUUAAAGAUGGCUUAAGUCAUUUAAACCUGAGGCGUUUGUUGCAGCUUUCAUCUCACUGGAGCACUUUGGUGAUUUGGGCAAACUAUGUGGGCUUUUGUACAAGGAAUCUUUCUCUUGUUUGUUCUUACUUAUUAUUUGGAGAAUCCUAAUGAGCCUUGAUUGUGCUCUAGGCUAAUAGUAUCCAAGUGAUUCAGAAUUGUGGGGAACAAUUAUUUUUGAAUGCAUUAUUGCUUUGUCUUCAUUACUGUCAAAAUCUGAAGGGUACUAUUACUGUAAGCUGGCCAUAAUAAGUUUCUUCUGAUUUUCUUUUAAUUACUGAAACCUUACCUUCUGAAAUGUUGGUUAAUGCCAAUUAAGACAGUAUUGUGAGAUAAGUUUCAUGUAGUCUUGUUGAGAUUCCUCUUUGCUGGAAUAAAAUGAAAGAAAAAAAGCAAAGGAAGUUUGUUCGGUAUAGUUUUGCCUUCCUUACACGCUCCCUCAUUUUGUAAGGGUCCAAAGUGCUACAAAUGUUGCGGUUGCUGAUGAAGGUCGCUCUGGGACACGUGUUCUGCGACCCCAAGUAAUUCCUUUUCAUCAAAGGCAUGCAGGACUCGAGUCUGAGGGCUCUGUUAUGCAAACAUGUAGGUGAUGGGGAGCAUGGGAGUUUCUGCGUCAGACCUGAUGACAGCCUUCAAAGCUCCGGAAAGUGGUGAAGCAAGAAGCCCGCAGAGGGGAUAGGUUCUGGUGCUGAAAGGCAAAUGUCCAUGUUACUUGUCAUUGAGUGUAUUUAGCCUGGCUUGUGGGAUUUUGUCAGCGCUGGAUGCGAUGUUUGGGAUUGAGGACCUCCCGGGUCAUUGAGCAGGAGGGAAGGCAGAGCUUCUGGAGCUAAACACGGUAAAAGAACUUGUUUCACCCCAGCAGAAUGAUCUUCUGUAUACUUUAGAAACAGCAGGCCUUCCAACACACAGCAGCGGCUGAAUCAGAGAAAAUAGUUGAUGGUUGCAUUGACUGGUCAGUGGAUCUCAAGACAUACAUGGCUUUGGCAGGUGAACCAGUCCGAGUGAAAUGUGCCCUUUUCUACAGCUAUAUCAGAACUAAUUAUAGCAUGGCCCAAAGCACAGGUCUUAGGCUUAUGUGGUACAAAAACAAAGGAGACUUAGAAGAACCCAUUAUAUUUUCUGAAGUUAGAAUGAGCAAGGAUGAAGAUUCAAUAUGGUUUCACUCAGUUGACUUGCAAGACAGUGGUUUCUACACAUGUGUUCUAAGAAACUCAACGUAUUGCAUGAAGGUGUCCAUGUCCUUGACGGUAGCUGAGAAUGAAUCUGGGCUUUGCUACAACAGCAAGAUCAGAUAUCUGGAAAAAUCAGAAGUUACCAAGAGAAAGACAAUCUCCUGUCCUGAUAUCGAGGAUUACAAAAUAGACAGUCAAGAACCAGAUGUUGUAUGGUACAAGGAAUGUAAGCCAAAAAUGUGGAGAAGUGUUGUAAUUCAGAAGGGAAAUACACUUUUAAUACAAGAGGUCCAGGAGGAAGAUGGAGGCAAUUAUACCUGUGAACUGAAGUUUGAAGGCAAGCUCAUACGAAGAACAGUUGAAUUGAAGGUUACUGCUUUACUCACAGACAAGCCUCCAAAGCCAUUGUUCCCCAUGGAGAACCAGCCAACUGUUAUAGAUGUCCAGCUGGGCAACCCACUGACUGUGGCCUGCAAAGCUUUCUUUGGGUUCAGUGGUGAAUCUGGCCCCAUGAUCUACUGGAUGAAAGGGGAAAAAUUCAUAGAAGAAUUAGAAGGUCACAUUAGAGAAGGUGAAAUCAGACUCCUCAGAGAACAUCUUGGAGAAAAAGAAGUUGAAUUGACCUUGAUCUUUGAUGCUGUAGAGGAGGCAGAUCUGGCUAACUAUACGUGUCAUGUGGAAAACCGAAAUGGACGGAAACACGCCAGCAUUCUUCUGCGCAAGAAAGAUUUGAUCUACAAAAUAGAGCUUGCUGGAGGAUUGGGAGCCAUCCUUCUUCUGCUUAUUUUGCUUGUGACCAUCUAUAAGUGCUACAACAUAGAGUUAAUGCUGUUCUACAGACAGAACUUUGGAGGAGACGAAGCAGCAGACGAUAACAAGGAAUACGAUGCAUAUCUUUCAUACACCAAAGUGGAUCCUGAUGCAUUGGAUUGCGAUAAUAAUGAAGAGGAGCAGUUUGCACUAGAAAUUCUGCCAGAUGUUCUAGAAAAGCACUAUGGAUAUAAGCUCUUCAUUCCAGACAGGGACCUGAUCCCUAGUGGAACCUACAUUGAAGAUCUCACAAGAUGUGUUGAGCAAAGCAGAAGACUCAUUAUCGUGUUAACUCCAGACUAUAUUCUCAGGAGAGGAUGGAGUAUUUUUGAGAUGGAAAGCAGACUCCAUAACAUGCUAGUCAGUGGAGAAAUCAAAGUUAUUUUGAUUGAGUGUACUGAAUUAAAAGGGAAAGUGAAUUAUCAUGAAGUGGAAUCUUUAAAGCACACCAUCAAACUUCUCUCAGUGGUCAAGUGGAAAGGACCAAAAAGCAGCAAACUGAAUUCUAAAUUUUGGAAGCGCCUAGUCUUUGAAAUGCCAGGGAAGAAAAAGGAGGUGGUGUCUCGGCGUCAGGUCCUGGAUUCUGCGGAGCAGGGCCUUUUUGGAGACCUCCAGACUGUACCCUCUCUUGCCGUCACAGGCACUUCUGCCACGUUGGUAGAAUCACGGGCUGAUCUAACUGAUUGCCAUCAAGCAGAUUCUGUGCAAAUGAGACAUUAUUGCAGAGGAUACGAAUAUGAUGUGUCAGCAGCAACACUGCCAAUAGCUUCUAUAAGCAACCAUCAUACAUACUGUAACAUACCUUUGACACUACUAAAUGGACAGCUACCUCUUAACAAUACCAUGAAGGAUUCCCAGGAAUUUCACAGGAACAAUCCAUUGCUACCUUUAUCAGCAAGGGAGCUUAGCUUCACCAGUGAUAUUUGGUAGUGAAGAUCAGGACACUUUUGAGAUGCUUCAUGACUGCCAUGAAGACACAUUUUUAAAGAACUUUGCCCAAACCCCAUGGGGCAUCAAAUCAUAUUUGAAGCAGCGGCACACUUACUUGCUUUUCUACUUGAACUUUUUUGUUUACAUUUACAAAUUAUUGACAAAGAGGGCAUUCUUUUGUAACUCAGCAAUGUCCUUCCUGUCUUUUAAUGUACAGCUUGAUUGCUUCUUUAAAAAAGGGGGAGAGCAAAGUACAUCCCAUCAUUCUACAGUUAGGGAUGGAUAACAGUUUGCUGUGUAUGAUCUCCAGCAUUCGUAUCUAUGUAAUAGUAUUUCAAAUACACUGAAGUUGUUGGGUUUUUCAUAUAAACUUCAGUACAGUUUGGAAUUCCAGUAUCUUAUCAUGCUACAAAAAUUAUCUCCUGCACAGACCACAAGGGGUGAAUCAUUCUCAGUAGGAAGGAGGAGGAAAUCUUCCCGGUAUCAUUGUCUCACAGAUGCAUUUUAGAAGAUGACUAGCUGAAACAGUGCAGAUAAAGCUUUAUCAAUAAAGUGCAUAGUAACACUUACUAAAGAAUAAAUCACCUGCUUGCAUCAGCACCUCUUCAUUUUUUGUUGAGACAUGUUGCAUUCCCAGUGACUGGUUAGCAAUGUGGUUUUGUUAAACAACUUAUUAGGGUAUUGGAAGGUGUUUAGAAGGAUUUAAAACAACUUUUCUGUGAUUAAUAGAUUAUUUCAGACUUAUUUUUGCAGGUUUUUAAUGACAUUUUUAAAAAUGAUUGAAGUAUAAAUUUGUCUGUCUGUGAAUUCAUUGAUUUGAAAUUUCUUAGGAUCUCCUGAGCUGUUUUAAGAUUUGUAGAAAGGCAGUGUAAUUUUACAUAGUAUUUUUUUUUCCAAAAUCAAUAGUUAAAAUUUCAAAUUAACCUUUUUUUUUCCCUGAAAACAUCAGCAAUAGGAAAUCAUUACUACAGCAAUAUUUAGAGGCGAAGUGCUGAAUUAUCCAGGUUUACUAGUAAACUGACUUCAAAUGCAGUGAUAAUCACCUGAGGCAGUUCUCUCUCUAUCUACCUGACAAUUUAUGUCCUUUUAAAAUAUGGCUGAAACAGGAAUAUUUCCACUCUGUGCAACUAGUGAAAAGUGGUAUUUUUAAGAAGCUGGUAAAGUCUUGCAUUUCUUCCAUUUCUUAUGUACACGAUCCCAUCAGUCAAACAAGGACACUCUCAUUUAUCUUCCAUGGAAAGCACUGAGUCUGAGUUUUGUUCGGACAAGGAUGUUUCAUGAGGAUUUCCAGACCCAGCUGAUCACAGGUUCCAGUCAGACCAUGAAGACAUCGUACUCAUGGCAAAAGCUCUAAAUAAUAAAGGCAGAAGCCUUUGGCACAGCUUUAAUGAAAACACAGUAGGCGUGAGAGUUUUGUCUCAGUAAGAUCUGCUGGGGCAAGUCCCCAAAAAUGUUUUUAAGGCAGGCAAUCUUGCCUGUAUUUCAGUUUGUUUUUUGCAUUGUCCUCUUUGAUUGCAUGGAUAAAAGUUAGCACUCUGCACUCAGCUGCCUGUCAUUCCAUCAGCAAACAAGUUCAGUAAAUCCUUAAUGUUCAGCAGUGGUUCCUAAAUUGUACCCUACAGUCAAAGUGAAAACAAACACUGAUAUAAGACUUCGAAGUAUCCAGAAUUGGCCCAAAGGCCAUAAGAACGAUCUCAAACAUGCAAUAAUUCAUAGAGGUCAAUACUUUUCCAUUGCUUCUUUCCCCAGUACUUUAUUCUGUGCCCUCUUACAUCAGUUAUUAUCUGUAAACUUCUCCUUAGGUUCUAAAAAAUAUGUUUCUCUUGUCGCUUUUUCCAGUAUUGUCAUUAUGCAUUUGACACUAACACCGCAAUGGUUCUCUAGGAAAGAUACUAAUUUAUUACACAGUAUAGGACUAUAACUUGCUCUUUUGUGAAGUUAAGUUCAGAACAUAUAGAUAGGUGUUUAAUAUACAUAUUUUUCUACUGAGAAAGAAAGUAAUUUUACCUCCAUUAUAAAUAUAUGUAUUUCAACCUCCUCCCAGAAAUCUAUGAAAUUUGCACUGUUUUAUAAGUGUUACGGACUGUGUUUACACUGGCUGUGUCCUUUAAAGCAAAAUGUAAUUUUGAAAAAGGAAAAAAAAAAAAAGUAAAGAAAACCCUGCAUGAAGAGAGCUGCAUAUGUUUAAAUGAAAAGCUGUACUUUUCAUUAUUUUCCUUUCCACUUUACUUUAGAAUCCGGUUAAUUCACAUAGAAUGUUCAGUGAGAUUUCAAACCUACUAGUUCUGUAUUGAGCAUGCAAACUGCAAAAAAAAAAGAAAAAAGAAAAAAAAAAUCCACGUGCAGAUUGGUCUGCUUCUUUUACUUACAAUGAUUAGAUAUGGAUAGCAAAUUCAUUUACUUGAUGGCUUACUCUUAGAGCAGUAGCUAUUCAAAAGCAAAAUGCAGUCAUGUUUGUAUUGAAGUAACAUGAAAAGAACAGUUUUUCUGUCAUUUUGCAAAGCACAUUGUGUGUCUGUGUAUCGAUAUAUUUUAGUUAUGACAAGUCACAAUCUGCUUUAAGAUUUCAGAGUGUGUAUUGAGUACAAUGACAAUAUAUACAUGAAUCAGAACCGCCUGUACCCCUCUGCUUUCAGUGCGGGGAAGGGACUUGAGCUCAGGAGGCCUCUAUUGUCUCAGCUUUGUGUAGCGCUGCUGUGACAUGCCAGAGGUCAGACAUCACUAUAGGUAUUGAUGAAGGGCCUGGAAAAAUCCUGCCAAGCAGUGAAAUGUUUGUGUCAGUGGGACCUGGGUGGCACGGAGGCCAUCGGCCUGUCCCACUGUAAGGCCAUGAGCAUCGUGCUGUAGCUGCCCUGCAGCUGGAUCAGGGCCAGGGAUGCCAAAACAUUUCACUCGUUCAUACAAACUUCAUUAGCUGAAAUAGAAGGGCAUUUUGCGUUCCUGUGUCUCACCAAAGCCUCGUACUUAUUCAGCUGGAGAUACUGGGGAUGAAGCCGGGGUUCUCCCUUGGCAGUGCUUAUGGCUGUAUCCUGCUCAAAUGGCUGUGCAGCCCCUGCCACCCACAGCCUUUAGGCCUGUAUGGCAGCCUGUGGGAUGGCGUGUAUAACAGCUUGCAGGCCUGUAUGACAGCCUGUGGGCCUCUAUGACAGCCUAUAUGAUGGCUUGUAUGACAGUCUGUGUAACAGCCUGCAGGCCUCUAUGACAGCCUGUAUAACAGACUGUAAGCCUGUAGGCAACCUGUAUGACAGCCUGUACAACAGCCUGACAAGCUCACAAGCAGUAAAGAUACUUCCUGCAGCCGUGCACAGCUUCUGAUUUGGGGCAUGUUCAUUUUAAGUGCUUUGGUUAUAAUGUUUCUUUGGAUACUUAGCUUUGUGUGCGAUAUGCUUCAGAAGCAAUUAUGGUUUGAAGGUUGUAUAUAGAAAUGAGCUAGAAAUUGAAAACCUACUCAGUCUACAGAUUUUACACUCCUAAAGAACAUUCAGAGAGAAGGCAGGGUAAUUUUGAUGUUAGUAACAAGGCAGAGUGAAGAUGGACAGUCGUGGAGGGGGGUGUGGGACUGUGUGCUGAGCCAGUGUUCUAAUAAUCCUUUCUCUAGACACUGAAUGAGAAAGCUGUAUUAACAUAUUGCCAUCUUCUGUCUGCAAAGCCUGCUGUAAAAAUCCUUCAACCAAACAGAAACAGUUCCAUCAAAUGCAGUAGACCUAGAGUAAGGCUAUAAAGCCAAGCUGUACUUUUACUGUGUUCAGGGGAAUAAAGAGAAGACCAAAGGGCCAGAAAGCAGUCUAGAGCAGUCUAGAGACUAGUAAGCAUUUGCUUAUUUAUUCUGUCUCACAUCAAGCUUAUUUUUGUCUCUGUUUGGUACGGAUGUGCUCCAGCACUGUCCAGCCUUGGGAAAGGAAUUUUGUUCAUUUCUUUGUUAUAAACAAGAUAAGGACUUGGGAAUAAAUAAGAGAUACUUUUAGAACAAAA